AUGGCCGAGUUUCUUUCGCAACUCACCUCAGUGUCAUCAGGUAGCUCCGAUGAAGACCAUGACAGGCGGAUCCGUGACCUGAUCACAUACCUUCAACAGCCGAGUAGGGCUUCUGAGCUUUCAGUAGCCAGCGGAUAUUUACUAGAUAACCUCGAUCCUUAUCUACACACUCUGUCCUAUUUAUCAGUCUUCCUUCUUAAGAUCCAGUCCCUCCAGGGCAGUAACAGGAGCCGGCUACCCGAGCAAAUUCAUCCCGGGCGAGAACUAUGGCUCAAGGCUAUUCGAUUUUUGAGAAGCUUUGAUCCUUCUCAAAUACGGUAUGCUGGUCACGAAUGGCGCCGGCUAGUACAGCUUGUGGUCCAAGCUGCGCAGGCUGUCUCCAAGCCACUCCUGGCAGUUCUAGCUGUCAGGGAUGCCAUACUUCGACUUGACCCCUUGUCUGAGGUCCUCACAUCGGUUCAUACUACGUUUAUUAAACUCACCUUGAUAUCUAGGUCGUAUAGCCUUGCUGUGCCAGUUUUGGAGAGACAGGUUUGUCAUUUUCCUACUGUUACUGGACAGGCUUAUCAGAAUUAUCACCAGCCUUUCCUUUGUGGGGAACACGAGUCUAGCACGGCGUUUAUAACCGAUGCUUCUGGAUUUUCCAAGCAGCUGACAUACAGAGACCAUCUGCAAUUUUUUCUCUAUGGUGCAAUGAUAUACAUGGCGCUAAAAAGGUGGGAUAGGGCACUUCACUAUUUAAGCAUAGUGAUAUCCUGCCCUGUCACAAAUGCCGUCAGCAAGAUCAUGGUAGAAGGGUACAAAAAGUGGCUCUUAGUCAACCUGUUGCGAAGCGGAAAGUUGACCGCACCUCCGGAUGUUGUCUCUUCACAUGUGAUCAGAGCAUAUCAGUCCUUGGUGAAGCCAUAUACCUCACUGGCCGAUGCAUUUGUGAAGGGUGAUUAUCAAAGGUUAAAAGCUGAAGCUGAAGCUGCACAGUCUAUUUGGCGUCUAGACAAUAACACCGGUCUUGUCCACCAAGUAAUCAAGACAUUCAAUAAAUGCAUGACCCUGAAAUUAGGGAGGACAUUUUCUGCCCUUACAAUGGCAGAUGUAACACAACAGGCGUCCGAUUGCUCAUCUCCGCUCCGUGAAGUUGAGUCGUCUAUGGCAUCACUUGUAAUGUCAGAGGCUUUCAAUGCUGUCCUGCUACAAUCACAUAACCCUGACGACACUACAAUGCUUCGAUUUUCCAAUCCAAUGAAGUCUCUCUAUUCGCGGGAACUAUAUGCACGGGGGAAGAUAGUGAAAGAGGGUCGGCAAUUGGGUUUUGUUGCGCAAAAUAUUUAUCAGUCCAACCAUGGGCUGGAGCUGAGUAAUGAGCAUUUUCUGUUUUCGCAAAAGAGCCUCAGGUGGUCUGACAAUUCUGGAAAAAGUCCACUUGACGAGGCGGCCGGUGGGAUUGACAUUGAAGAAGAUAUUAUGGGUGAUAUCCAUUGA
This is a messenger RNA of Aspergillus bombycis, 1479 nucleotides long. Its product is annotated as putative COP9 subunit 3. The transcript has 5 exons. Gene Ontology annotation, biological process: ubiquitin-dependent protein catabolic process. The coding region runs from base 1 to 1479 and encodes 492 amino acids. The record is from RefSeq and is a predicted model, not a curated record. NCBI's taxonomy places the organism in Eukaryota, Fungi, Ascomycota, Eurotiomycetes, Eurotiales, Aspergillaceae. Gene Ontology annotation, cellular component: COP9 signalosome.